CCGCCGCCGCGGAACCCGCCGUGUCCUCAGCCGGGCGUAGAAGAGGCGGGAGCCGAGCGGAGGGGAUCCCUCCCGGCCCCCCUCCACGCCCCGCGGAAGAGCGCAGCCAGCCCGCACGAUGGGCGCCCCGCCCGCCCAGGCCGUCCCCGCGCCGCCCCCGAGCACCUGCGCGCCCCGGCCGGGCCCCGGGCUCUGAGCGCGCCGCGGUACAGGAUUCUGCCUCAGAAACACAUAAAAUAGAUUACUCGUUCUAAAACAGAAAACAGUGGCAACGUUUUGCUGAGUUUCCAGACCUUUCCCAAGAUGGAACCAAUAACAUUCACAGCGAGGAAGCAUCUGUUUCCUCACGAGGCCUCCGUGGACUUCAGCCUGCAGCUGGUGGGCUCCUUGCGUGUGCACUCUCUGACCACCAUGCCGAUGCUGCCCUGGGCCGUGGCGGAGGUGCGCAGGCUCAGUGGGCAGUCCUCCAAAAAGGAGCCUGGUGCCAGGCAAGUCCGGCUUUGUGUUUCCCCCUCUGGACUGAGAUGUGACUCCGAGCCGGGGAAGAGUCAACAGUGGGAUCCGCUGAUAUGUUCCAGCAUCUUCGAGUGUAAGCCCCAGCAUGCUCACAAACUGAUUCACAACAGUCACGAUCCAAGUUACUUUGCUUGUCUGAUUAAGGACAAUGCAGCCAGUCAGCAGAGUAUCUGCUAUGUGUUCAAAGCCGACGAUCAAACAAAAGUGCCUGAGAUCAUCAGCUCCAUCCGCCAGGCCGGGAAGAUUGCCCGGCAGGAGGAGCUCCAUUGCCCGUCCGAGUUUGAUGACACGUUUGCCAAGAAGUUUGAGGUGCUCUUCUGUGGCCGGGUGACGGUGGCUCACAAGAAGGCCCCUCCGGCCCUGAUCGACGAGUGCAUUGAGAAGUUCAACCACGUCAGUUGCAGCAGGAAAGCCGAAUUUGACUUGGUCUCCCAGAAUUCUGAAACCCCAAAUCCCGCGGGAGGCCUUUCCUUCACGGAGAAGUUCCGAUCUGUGCUCCAGCCAGCGGGGAACGGCGAGCAGGGCCGGAGGCCGAUGCGCAAAUCCUUCUCCCAGCCCGGGCUGCGCUCGUUGGCCUUUAAGAAGGAGUUUCAAGAUGGAAGCCUUCGCAGUAGUAGUUUUUUCAGCUCCUUUGAGGAAAACGACAUUGAGAACCACCUCCUUAGCGGACACAAUAUUGUGCAGCCGACAGAUAUUGAGGAAAAUCGAACUAUGCUCUUCACGAUUGGCCAAUCUGAAGUUUACCUCAUCAGUCCUGACACCAAAAAAAUAGCAUUGGAGAAAAAUUUUAAGGAGAUAUCCUUUUGCUCUCAGGGUAUCAGACACGUGGACCACUUUGGGUUUAUCUGCCGAGAGUCUUCAGGGGGCGGAGGCUUUCAUUUCGUCUGUUACGUGUUUCAGUGCACCAAUGAAGCUCUGGUUGAUGAAAUCAUGAUGACCCUGAAGCAGGCAUUCACCGUGGCUGCCGUGCAGCAGACAGCAAAGGCACCUGCCCAGCUGUGUGAGGGCUGCCCCCUGCAGGGCCUGCACAAGCUCUGUGAGCGGAUAGAGGGAAUGAAUUCUUCCAAAACCAAACUAGAACUCCAGAAGCACCUGACAACAUUAACUAAUCAGGAGCAAGCAACUAUUUUUGAAGAGGUUCAGAAAUCGAGACCAAGAAGUGAACAGCGAGAGAAUGAAUUGAUUAUUUCUUUCCUGAGAUGUUUAUAUGAAGAGAAACAAAAAGGUCACAUCCAUAUUGGGGAGAUAAAGCAGACCUCACAGAUUGCAGCAGAGAAUAUUGGAAGUGAGUUACCACCAAGUGCCACUCGAUUUAGACUAGAUAUGCUGAAAAAUAAAGCCAAGAGAUCUUUAACGGAGUCUUUAGAAAGUAUUUUAUCCCGGGGUAGUAAAGCCAGAGGCCUCCAGGAACACUCCUCCAGUCUGGAUCUGGACAGCUCCAUGUCUAGCACUUUAAGUAACACGAGCAAAGAGCCGUCCGUGUGUGAGAAAGAGGCCCUGCCCGCCUCCGAGAGCUCCUUCAGGCUCCUCGGCUCCUCGGAUGACCUGUCCAGUGACCCGGAGAGCCAGCCCGCAGAAGAGCCUGCCCCACUGUCACCCCAGCAGAGCUUCCGCAGGCGCGCCAACACCCUGAGUCAUUUCCCCGUGGAGUGCCUGGAGCCUCCGGAACCGGCUCAGGGGUCUCCGGGGGCCUCCCAAAGGAAACUUACGAGGUACCACUCAGUGAGCACAGAGACGCCUCAUGACCGGAAUGUGAAUCAUCCACCUGUGGGCGAGUCUAAAAGUUGCUCAGGUCAGUCUUCAGCUCCUGCUCUUCCACCUCGUCUUAACCCCUCCGCCUCCUCGCCAAAUUUUUUUAAGUACCUAAAGCAUAGCUCAAGUGGAGAACAAAGUGGGAAUGCUGUGCCGAAGAGCGUCUCCUACCGUAAUGCCCUGCGGAAAAAACUUCAUUCUUCUUCCUCUGUGCCAAAUUUUCUAAAAUUUCUGGCUCCUGUAGAUGAAAAUAACACCUCUGACUUUAUGAACACGAAAAGGGACUUUGACUCCAAAGCUAACCACCUUGGCGAUGCCAGCAGGACCCCCGUGAAGACACGGAGACACUCGUGGAGGCAGCAGAUAUUCCUCCGAGUGGCAACCCCACAGAAAGUGUGCGACUCUCCCAGCAGAUAUGAAGAUUACUCAGAACUGGGAGAGCUUCCACCACGAUCUCCUUUAGAACCAGUUUGUGAAGAUGGACCCUUCGGCCCCGUCCCAGAGGAGAAGAAAAGGACAUCUCGCGAGCUUCGAGAGUUAUGGCAAAAGGCUAUUUUACAACAGAUACUGCUCCUCAGAAUGGAGAAGGAAAAUCAGAAGCUGCAAGCCUCUGAAAAUGAUUUGCUGAACAAGCGCCUAAAGCUCGAUUAUGAAGAAAUCACUCCUUGUCUCAAAGAAGUAACCACAGUUUGGGAAAAGAUGCUUAGCACCCCAGGAAGAUCAAAAAUUAAGUUUGACAUGGAGAAAAUGCAUUCGGCUGUUGGUCAAGGUGUGCCACGUCAUCUCCGGGGGGAAAUCUGGAAAUUCCUAGCAGAGCAAUACCGCCUUCAACACCAGUUUCCCAGCAAACAGCGACCAAAGGACACGCCGUACAAAGAACUCUUAAAACGGCUCACCUCCCAACAGCAUGCGAUUCUUAUCGACCUUGGGCGAACCUUCCCGACACAUCCGUACUUCUCGGCCCAGCUUGGGGCGGGGCAGCUGUCACUCUACAACAUUCUGAAGGCCUACUCGCUUCUAGACCAGGAGGUGGGGUACUGCCAAGGCCUCAGCUUUGUAGCGGGCAUCUUGCUGCUUCACAUGGGUGAGGAGGAGGCAUUUAACAUGCUCAAGUUUCUGAUGUUUGAAAUGGGACUGCGGAAACAGUAUCGGCCGGACAUGAUUAUUUUACAGAUCCAGAUGUACCAGCUCUCAAGGCUUCUUCACGAUUACCACAGAGACCUCUACAAUCACCUCGAGGAGCACGAAAUCGGCCCCAGCCUCUACGCCGCGCCCUGGUUUCUCACCGUGUUUGCCUCCCAGUUCCCACUGGGAUUUGUAGCCAGAGUCUUUGAUAUGAUCUUUCUUCAGGGAUCAGAGGUCAUAUUUAAAGUGGCAUUAAGUCUGUUGGGAAGCCAUAAGCCCUUGAUUCUGCAACAUGAAAACCUAGAAACCAUAGUUGACUUUAUAAAAAACACCCUUCCCAACCUGGGCUUGGUGCAAAUGGAAAAGACCAUCAGUCAGCAGGUGUUUGAGAUGGAUAUCUCUAAACAAUUACAAGCCUAUGAAGUUGAGUACCACGUGCUUCAAGAAGAACUUAUCGAUUCCUCUCCUCUCAGUGACAACCAAAGAAUGGACAAAUUAGAGAAGACCAACAGCAGCUUGCGCAAACAGAACCUUGACCUCCUUGAACAGCUGCAGGUGGCAAAUGGUAGGAUCCAGAGCCUGGAAGCCACCGUUGAGAAGCUUCUGGCCAGUGAGAGCAAGCUGAAGCAGGCCACCCUUGCCUUGGAGCUGGAGCGAUCAGCCCUGCUGCAGACGGUGCAGGAGCUCCGGGGGCAGAUGACAGCAGAGCCGCGCGGGCCGGAGCCUGACCUCACGGGACCCGGGCCCACGGGCGACUGACGGCGGAGGAGACGGCUCCGGGGGAGACUCGGCGGCCCCGUCCUAGCACUGUCCAGGCCUUAACUGAGAGGGACAGAGGAUGCCAGAGGAGGAGAACAAGGCAUGACGCGUGCUUCUCAGGGAGGACGCUGGCUUGCCAGCAUGCAGACUUCGGAACUAGAACUUGCAAGUCAUGGGGACGGAGGUCCCAGUGUUUUUGUUGUUGUUUAGGUUGCAGUUCGCCCCUUCUUUAGGCCCUCUCACUGUACCAAUAGGUUUAGGUGGCAUGGAUGUGAAUAAACGCACCUUCAUGUUUCCUUGUGGUUUCCUUCUUCAGCAGCACUGUGCUUGCAAAGGUCAGUUAGUCCUGUGGAAGUGCAAGGGCCGGGAGGGCUCUAGAUGAGUCCUCUGGCCAGAUGUGGGUCCAUUGCUCUUCCACGGCGGGUUUGUGGGACCACAUCCGCUGGUCCCCAGCAGGCCAUGCAGCCUGCCCCUGUCUGUUUUGGCCACGGAAGCCCCAGAGAACCAUUAGGACAUCUUGAAUUUAGCACUCUCCUGGGUAUUUACUGAAGUUUGUCUUUUUUAAAAAAAUAGUUUUCAUUUUUUACUUGGUCCUUAAGUAUCAAUCAAAGUCAUUGUAGAUAAAUGUUUUAUGGGUGAAUCACCAGUUUUUAGGCUCAAACCAAGUGUUGCUAGUGAGCGACCUGCAUUUUUAGACUCUGAGAUGUUUAUUUCUUUGUGGGUUUUCGUCACCCUCUUAGAGCCGGGUAUUUCUUUUUGCUGUUGUGUGAUGCAAAGCAGCUGUGAGUCCCUUUGAGUGUCCACCCUCGGGAGUUGUGUUCCCUACGGAAGUAGCCAGGUGCAUCAGGAUUGUCAUGGGUCAUGGGUGCCAGAGAUCCUGACUUUGGAAAAAGCCAUCAGCCUGAAAUCGCAAUCAGAUAGAUGGCAGUUGAGCGCAGUUUUUCAGAGCUGGGAAGUGUGUUCUGAACAUUACUCACACCACGGAGACCCCUUCCCUCGGGAGGAUGAGAACCCUGGGCCUUCAACAAGCAGAGAGCCGCUGGUGGCUGGCGUGGCCUCGUCGGGGCCCCGGUGAGGCCUCUGCACGAGCGCUCUCCGGAUGGGCCCUUUCUGACAGCAGGAUCGCUCUGGCCUUCGUCAUGGUAGUCCACCCUAGUCCACAGGGCCUUCUUGUGACCCUCUCAGCAGUAGGCAUCUCUUUCAGCCUGAGGUCAAAGGAAGGAUUUUCACACUGGAAGUCGUCGCAGGUCUCCCCAGACAUGUCCAAGGGUGACAAACGCGCUCUCCCCGGUGCCUCACGGUUGGCCAACAUCUGGGGCUCUCCUGGACCCCGUGUCGGAGGGUAGCGGUUCUCCUCACGAAUCAAGAUGACCAGUGCAGUAGCCUCCAUCCCGAGUUGUUCCACCAGAUAGAGGAGUUAACAUUUGAGGGCUUCUUUCCACCUAUUUUGCUGUUUGAAUGUUUAAUAAUGUUGAAUUUUGGACAUCUUAUUACCAUUACUCAGAAAACAUGGACUCUGCAUUAAAUAAUAAAUGAGACAGCAAUAAAUCUGUGCCCACA
Mirounga angustirostris (Northern elephant seal) is the source of this 5712-nucleotide messenger RNA. RefSeq names its product TBC1 domain family member 1 (gene TBC1D1). The record is from RefSeq and is a predicted model, not a curated record. The transcript has 22 exons. Bases 304 to 4152 code for a protein of 1282 amino acids. Lineage: Eukaryota; Metazoa; Chordata; Mammalia; Carnivora; Phocidae.